Messenger RNA from Austrofundulus limnaeus, 4994 nucleotides. RefSeq names its product poly [ADP-ribose] polymerase 14. NCBI's taxonomy places the organism in Eukaryota, Metazoa, Chordata, Actinopteri, Cyprinodontiformes, Rivulidae. Gene Ontology annotation, cellular component: nucleus; cytoplasm. Gene Ontology annotation, biological process: negative regulation of gene expression; protein poly-ADP-ribosylation. Gene Ontology annotation, molecular function: transcription corepressor activity; NAD+ poly-ADP-ribosyltransferase activity. The record is from RefSeq and is a predicted model, not a curated record.
CCUCCUGCAACAAACCAAACAGAGUUGUUGAACGUAUUUGCGGGACAGAAGACCACCUGAUUCGCUCCAUCCCCGUGAAGCUGUAUCCUUACUACGCCUCUCUGGGGACCGCCUUGUACGGGGCGGGGCGCCCUACGUGGAGGAUGCCCGAGGCCUUCACGGAGAAGGUUCACCCUGUCAUCUGGAAGUUCCUGCUGAUGAAGAAACUGCUGAAAAGCCUGAACGACCAGAUGCGUCCUUGUUUCUGCAGCGUGGAGCUGGAUGAGCCUGAGGUGAAGCUCCGCCCUCUGCCCGGCCUCCUGAGGCAGCCGGACCUGACGGCUCAGAUGGUAGUCGGCUGGUCGCAGACCGCUCUGGACACUUUCAGAAAGCUCAUGUCUCAGUUCUCGGCCUUCGAAUGUGACACGAACGCAGACGAGUGGAAAGCUGCAGAGAAGGACGUGCGGUCAGUGGUGAACCAGGACGCCCUGCUGGUCUUCGAUGCUUCUAGGGAAGUGUUGACCGUCGCAGGUCGAGCCGAUGACAUGAAGAAAGUCAAGGCUCCUGUGGAGAACAUUGUUCUCAAAGCUAAAAGUGUCCUGGAGCGUCAGAGCAGAGGGGUCACUGAGGUGAUGAGACUGGCUCCAGCGUGGGUCUACAUCCUGAAGAAGGAGGGUCUCCUGAAAGCUGCCUCAGACAUCUCCUCUGAGCUGAAGCUGUCCUACGAUAAGAGCUCAGAGGAGCUGGCCAUGAAGGGACUCCCUGAAGAAGUGUACCAAGCCAAAUCAUGGAUCCUGGAGAAGAACACAAGUCUGAAGAGUAAAAAGCUGAAUCUGCCUGCAGGUCUGGUAGAAUACCUCAGGACCGUGGACCCCACAGACAUGUCAGAGAAUCUGUUCUCCUCUCAGGGCAUCAGUGCCACCUACUUCUUUGACAACACGUGGUUUACCCUGCUGAGCGGCUCGGACCAAGCCCUCGCCAAGGCGGAGGGGCGGAUGAAGGUCGUCUUAGCCUCGCAGAUCUUGGAAGUGGAAGACCAGAAGGUUUUGAACCUUCAGAGCUGGGUAGACCUGAACAAAGAGCUGUUGGAUACCUACAACUGCUCCAACAGUAAAAGCGUGACCGUCUGGAUCCACCCGGACAGAGGAGACAGAGUGACGGUGGCCGGCUUCGCCACUCCAGUCAGAGAGGUCAGCCGCACUUUGAAGGAGUUCAUCGAAAACUUCUCACAAGUCCAAGAACCGCUGCGGGUCAAGUCCUGUGCUGUGGCUCAGUUUGUGCAGAAGAAAAAACAUCAGCUUUGGAUGAAAAUCUGCAAAGAUCAUGACGUCUCUGUCGUUUUUGAUGCAGAAAGACCCAAACUGGUCCUCAGCGGGGCUCGUCUUCACGUCCAGAAAGCUAAGUCCAGUUUCCAGGAGCUCCUGGCUGCUCUCUGCACCGACACCUUGACUGUGGACAAACCUGGAACCAAGAAGUACUUCCAGUCCCAAGGAGCCCUCAUUCUGUCCUCAGUACUGUCCGACCUAAACUGUGUGGUGCUGCUCCAGUCUGAGGGUCCAGACGAGGAGGAGGAGGAGGACUACGAUGAAGAGGGCAGCCUGUGCUACUGCAAGGUGCAGACACCUGGUGGAGUUCUGGUUUGUGUCAGUAAGGCAGAUAUCUGCAGCUUUAAGGCUGAUGCUGUGGUGAACGCAGCUAACGAGGAACUGCAGCACAUCGGGGGCUUGGCUCUGGCUCUGCUGAAGGCUGCAGGACCCCGGCUGCAGACCAUCAGCAGUGACUACGUUGCUAAAAAUGGAAAGCUACGGCCAGGUGACGCCGUUGUAACUGACGCCUGCGGCCUGCCCUGCAGGUACGUGGUCCACGCGGUCGGUCCUCGGUUCUCUGACAGCGACAGGAUGACUUCAGUGUCACGUCUCAAGUCUGCGGUCAGAGAAAGUCUGAGACAAGCCGAGGGGAAGAACUGCUCCAGCGUGGCCCUGCCCGCCAUCAGCUCGGGCGUGUUCGGCUUCCCUGUCCCGCUCUGCACACAGACCAUAGCCCAGGCGGUCCGGGAGUUCUGUGACAGUUCUCAAGGCCCGGGGUCCCUCACCGAAGUCCACCUGGUGGACAACAACGAUGACACCGUCAGGGUCAUGGCUGCAGCUGUCAACGCAGAGUUCAUUGACCUCGGGCCGACCAUGACGGUCCCCCAGAAGACCGGCGGGAAGAAGAAAGGAGCUGCAGGGGGACGUCAGAGGGGUCGAGGCAGAGGGCGUGGUCAGAGUCAGUCACCACGAGGUGGAAGAGGAGCUGAAGGAGGAGGAAGAGGAGCUGAAGGAGGAGGAAGAGGAGGAGGAGGAGGAAGAGGAGCAGGAUUUCAGGGGUAUCCUAACAGGGGGGACCUGAAGGGACCCGGCCAUCUUGGAGAGUCUGGAGGGUCGGGACGGAUGGAGCGGACCACAGCUGAUGGUCUGAAGAUUGUUCUGUGUAAAGGAAACAUCCAGGAGCAGACUACUGACGUCAUCGUCAACACCAUCUCAAAGAACAUGGACCUGCAGCAGGGAGCAGUUUCCAGAGCCAUCCUGGAGGUGGGCGGAGACCUCUUGCAGGUCGCGGUCCUGAAUGAAGUUGGGGGAACUUCGCUGUCGUAUGGAGACGUGGUCUUCACCGACGGAUACAAACUGAGGUGUCAGAAGGUCUUUCAUGCUGUUUGUCCGUUUUGGGACAACGGAGCCGGCGGAGCAGAGAAGGAUUUGAUCUCCAUCAUCACCCUCUGCCUGGAGGAGGCGGAGAAAAAUCAGAUGACCUCGCUGUCCUUCCCGGCCAUCGGGACCGGGAACCUGGGCUUCCCCAGAACUUUGGUGUCCAGAGUCCUUCUGGAGGAGAUCCAGAGGUUCAGCCGCAGGAAGUCCCCCCGCCACCUGAGAGAGGUGGUCAUCGUGGUGCAUCCCAGUGACGAACAAACUGUGGACUGUUUCAGCAGAGAGUUCUCGGGUCAGACGGGUUCGAGGACUGUCCACCAGGAGGACUUUACGAGACCUGCAGCUCAGCACAGACUCAGCCGGUCCCAGAAUUCCUCUGCAGAAACCUUCAGCCCAGUCCUGUCCUCGUCCCUCGGUGUUUACCAGAUGCAGAUGGGUCAGCUGACCCUGGAGGUGUCCUCGGGGGACAUCACUAAGGAGACGUGUGACGUCAUCGUCAACUCGUCCAAUCAGAACUUUGACCUUUACGCAGGUGUCUCCAAGGCCAUCUUAGAUGGAGCCGGACAGUCGGUUCUGAAUGAGUGCUCACAGAUCGUGAAGUCUCCAGGUUACCAGCCUCGGGCCAUGAUCCUGACCUCAGGCGGGCUGCUUCCCUGCAGAAACAUCGUCCACAUCGUGGGUCAGAACGAUCCUGUCAAGAUUAAAGACAUCGUUUAUGGAGCGCUGAAGAUCUGUGAGGAGAACCGCUUCAGAUCUGUGGCCUUCCCCGCGCUGGGAACAGGUCAGGGGGGGGUGAACCCAGCAGCUGUGGCUGACUCCAUGGUGGAGGCGGUGGUGGAGUUUGUGAGGAAGAAACAUGCAAAGCUUGUUCGAAGCGUGAAGAUCCUGAUCUUUCAGACGGCCAUGCUGAACGAGUUCCACAGCAGCAUGAAGAGGAGACAAGGAGAGGAGGUGGAGGAGAAAAGCAUGUUUGGAAAGUUCAAAGACUCACUCACUUCAUUGUUUGGACGUGGAUCGGAGCCAAACAGAAAUCUGGUUCUGGAGAAGGAGGAGUUUGAGGCUGCCGUGUUCCAGCUGUGUUCUGACAACCAGCAGGCUGUGAGUUCAGCCAAGAAGAAGAUCAAUGAUCUGAUCCUAGCAGAACAUGCCACCAGUACCAUCAGUGAUCAGUACAUAAACCAGCUGACCCUGGCUGACGUGGACCAGCUCAGGGCCCUGCAGAGGGAGCUGACCGUCAGCAUCCGCCUGGACCGGGGACAGGAAGACCAGGAGCCCAGGAUCCACCUGGAGGGUCUGACCCGGGACGUGUUCAGGGCCGAGUCCACAGUCAGGGACAUCAUCAGGAAGGUGGAGAGGACGGAGAACUUCAGGAGGAGAGCUGUCCUCGUGAGCGAACAUGUGGAGUGGCAGUACCAGCACCAGAACGGGUCCAUGGUUCCGUUUGACAUCAGCACCAACCUCCACCUGGAAGAAGCUUUGGAGAAACAACAAACCGUGACGAUUGAAAUCAACAAGAACAGGUACAGCGCUGACCCAAAGCUGAGAAGUGCUGUGUCAACGAGCAGCAGAAAGAAGGUGGAGCUACUGAGGAAAGACCUGAAAGAUACUCUGCCUCCACACUGGGACCACAUGAAGAACGACCUCGUGAAGCUGAUUCCUCUGACUUCAUCAUCCCAAGAAUACAAGAACGUGUUGGCAGAGCUGACAAAUCACGGACUUUCUCUGAACAUCAUCCAGAUGGAGCGGGUCCAGAACUCCACACUGUGGCUGAGCUACCAGCUCCUGAAGAACCAGAUGGAGGUGAAGAACAAACACAAGAACAACGAGAAGCUGCUGUUUCACGGCACCGCUGCCACAUCCACCGACCUGAUCAACAGCAAGGGCUUCAACCGGAGCUACGCUGGACAGCACGGUGCGAUGUACGGUAAAGGCUCCUACUUUGCUGUAAAUCCCGCUUAUUCAGCAGGAAACUAUGCCCAACCUGACAUCAACGGACACAAGCACAUGUACCAGGUCCGGGUUCUGGUUGGAGACUACACCCAGGGAAGAGGUGGGAUGAUUGCCCCUCCUGCAAAAUCUGCAAACGCUGCAGAUCUGUAUGACAGUGUGACGGAUCAACCCAACAAUCCAACCAUGUUUGUUAUCUUUAAUGACAUCCAGGCGUAUCCAGAAUACCUGAUCACUUUCAAAUGACUCUAACAAGCACCUCAUUAACUCCUGCCUUACUUUACUUUAGAUUAAACUAACUAAAAUACUGAAAUAUUAAGAUGUAAUAAUUUGCUGAAUGUUGUAACAGGUGGAAUUUAAUAAAUAAUAAAAUAUGUGUUUAAA